Molecule: messenger RNA, 3997 nt
Organism: Phyllostomus hastatus (greater spear-nosed bat)
Lineage: Eukaryota; Metazoa; Chordata; Mammalia; Chiroptera; Phyllostomidae
Gene: SAMHD1
Product: SAM and HD domain containing deoxynucleoside triphosphate triphosphohydrolase 1
Exons: 17
Coding region: 90-2027 (645 amino acids)
Biological process (GO): regulation of innate immune response; defense response to virus; dGTP catabolic process
Cellular component (GO): nucleus
Molecular function (GO): protein binding; dGTPase activity
Source: RefSeq, a predicted model, not a curated record
CCGUGUCGGGUUUUCAGUGCGCCUGCGCCAGAGCUGCACGCCGCGGUUCUUGACUGUGCUGCUCCGAGCUCCGGGAGCUAGGUGCAGUCAUGCAGAAAGCCGACUGUGAGAAGACCCCCAAGCGGCCCCGACGCGAUGGCAGCCCAGGAACGCAGCAAAACGUGUCUUUCGCAGCGGUGAGGAGUUCCCCAGGUCCCGAACUCCACCCCGACCGUCAGGACUGGACCGUGGAGCAGGUGUGCUCCUUCCUACAGCUCAAUGGUUUCAAAGAUCCCGCACUGCUGAAACGCUUCCAAGAAAAUAAAAUCACAGGUCCAAAACUGUUCCUUCUUACUAAGUCUGGCCUUGAAAAAUUUGGAAUGAGUUCCUCCGAGAUAAUGAAGCUGUUUAAUAUUCUUCAUCAGGAUGCCGUGAAGGUUAUUAAUGAUCCUAUCCAUGGCCAUUUUGAACUUCACCCUCUCCUUGUCCGGAUCAUCGAUACACCUCAGUUUCAGCGGCUUCGAUAUAUUAAACAGUUGGGAGGCACUUACUAUGUCUUUCCAGGAGCUUCACACAAUCGAUUUGAGCACAGUCUCGGCGUAGGACAUCUAGCAGGAUGUCUAGUCCAAACACUGAGAGACAGACAACCAGAGCUGCAAAUAAGUGAACGAGACAUACUCUGUGUUCAGAUCGCUGGGCUUUGUCACGACCUUGGUCAUGGGCCAUUUUCUCAUAUGUUUGAUGGGAGAUUUAUUCCACUCGCUCGCCAAGAUGUGCAAUGGAAGCACGAACAGGGCUCAGUCAAUAUGUUUGAGCACCUCGUUGAGUCUAAUGAUCUCGAACCCGUCAUGAAGCGCUAUGAUCUCGACCCUAAAGAUGAUAUUUGCUUUAUCAAGGAACAAAUUAUAGGACCACCUGAACCACCAGUGGACGCUUCAUCUUGGCAAUACAAAGGACGCCCUAAAGAGAAGGCCUUCCUUUACGAGGUAGUGGCCAACAAGAGGAAUGGCAUCGAUGUGGACAAAUGGGACUAUCUUGCCAGGGACUGCCAUCAUCUUGGAAUUCAAAAUAAUUUUGACUAUAGGCGCUGUCUUAAGUUUGUCCGUGUCUGUAAAGUAGCAGAUUUGAUGUGCAUUUGUAUCAGAGAUAAGGAGAUUGAGAAUAUGUAUGACAUGUUCCAUACACGCCACUUUUUACACCGCAGAGCUUAUCAGCACAAAGUUAGCAACAUCAUUGACAGAAUGAUUACAGAUGCUCUCCUGGAAGCAGACCCCUACAUAGAGAUUACAGGAGCUGGAGGGAAAAAAUACCGCAUUUCCACAGCCAUUGAUGACAUGGAAGCCUUCACUAAGCUGACAGAUAACAUUUUUCUGGAGAUUUUACACUCUACUGAUCCCCAACUGAAUGCAGCACGAGAGAUUUUAAAGAAAAUUGAACGCCGUCAUCUAUACAAGUACGUGGGUCAGGUUCUGCUAAGUGACAAGAACAAGAGACUUGAAAGGAAAGACUAUAAAAAUCUUCCAGGAGAGGUUGCUAAGUCCAAACCCGAUGAAAUGGACCUACAAGCCGAACUGAAGGCCAAAGAUAUCAUCGUGGAUGUUGUCGACAUGGACUAUGGGAUGAAAGACAAGAACCCUAUGGAUCAUACUCACUUCUAUUCUAAGGCUGACUGCACCCAUGCCGAAAAGAUUGCGAAACAUGAGGUCUCAUGCCUUCUGCCAGACAUCUUCGCAGAGCAGCACGUCCGACUGUACUGUAAGAAGACGGAUCAAGACAGCCUGCAAGCUGCACUACAGCAUUUUAUAAAAUGGUGCAACAACAGAGAUUUCCCCAAGCCAAAGACCAGGACCAUGCGUUGUGGAGCGGACCAGGCAAGGCAGAGGCAGGGGUCCAGUGAAGCCCCUCGUUCUGGAAAGACAGGACAGAGUUUCCGUUCUGUGAAGGAAGGCGAUUUUAUGACACCUCUGAAAGUGGGGAAUUCCCCAUGUACACCUCCUGACACAGACAGAGCCCGGGGCCGGGCCAUCCGUGGUAAUUUGUUUCCAUAAACCCCUCACUCCAGCACAAUGAAUUCACUGAGGGAAUUUGAUCGCAGAUUCAUACAAACUUAGUGACAAUAAGUGCUUUUUAUUUUGUAUUUUGAAUGUACACCUAUGCUGAAGUUAAGCAAUUUUUAUUCAAAGAAACAGAAAGGUAUUCGGCAGCUCUUGCUAUACAUGCUACAUGCUAUGAAAAGCGUUACCUCGCCUAUUUUUAGUAUUAAUUAAUUAAAGGCUUCCUCUUUUACUGGUUUAUAUUUUCUUAGCAUAACAAUUCUUUUAUAUACUCUGAACUUUUGUGACAUGAUUGUUUUUUAAAAAACAAAACUGGAAACGGUAUGAGGGCACGCAUUGGACUUGGAAGUUGGGAUCGGCAGGAGCAGCGGCGGUUACCAAGCGCACACGGAGGAGUCCUGGCCCCCAGGGAGGCAGCGCCCUGGAGCCGGCUCACCCUCACCCUCGUGUCGGAAACAGCAGCGAAGGACACCCGCCCUCACUCUCUCAGCCGAGCUGGGGUGGACAGCGGGAGGUGAGAGCCAGGAGCAGGCUCCAACUCUUCGGUGAGAAGCCUUAUUAAGCUACUGAAAAUACCUGAGGGAUUUGGCCUGUGCACUGGGACAUACAAUACCUUUUGGGAGACCUUACCCUCAGUGGCAGAGAGCCUCCCCCAAACCAGGCUGUUCUCCGAGUCGGCCGUGGCUCCAGACCCGGGUAGUUAGUUUCCUUCUCUCCGGGACCCGCGAGGCCCCGCCUCCAGAAGGGGGCUCCCUCCGACCUGCUCCCUGCGCCUCCUUGUGAGCUGAGCAGAGGCCCUCACAGGACCCUCCUCAGGGCUGCUUAGAGCCGGGGUUUUGUUUGUGCUGGUUCAGGGCAUCUUAUGGUUUCAGAGCAAAGACUGAGCUGCCCGUGCUGACAUGAAUGAUUACCCAGUGAAUUCCAGGUUCCCCUUUGCCCAUGAACUUGUUUACCUCCAGUGGUGGAGUGAGCACGCCUGCGGUGGAGCCGCGCCCCUGUGCUGAGCCCUGCCCCCACCCCACACGCACUGCCAGUCCUACAGCAUUCAGGGAGGGCAAAGUCCGAGUUAGAGCCAAAGCCAGCGGAGGCCAGAGGGCCCAGAAGAUGCUUGGCCGCGAAGAAGGAGGAAUGGGGGUGCGAGUGCCUAACCUGUGCUUGGAUGCUCCCAGUGGCAGGUGCGAGUGGGGAGCCCGCCCGGGCUCUGGGCAAGAGUGAGUAGAGGAAGGGAGGAACUCAGACCCCAGGCUGACGGAUUGUCCUACUCGGGAGUGCUGCCCCUCCCUCUGUGUAAGGGGGCUCUGCUCUGGGGACACUGGGGUGAAAUGUAUUUGGAAUGCCUGCCAUUCUGUAUUGGCUCCGCCCCCUCCUCCGUCUGUCAGUAGGCCAUCAAGGUUUUAGGAAAAUCGCUAAACCCUUCUGUCACUCCCGCGUGAUGCCUUGUUGGUGGGGACAUGUUCACGUGGGGGCUCAGGACGCACAGGUGAGGGCAGCUGUGAUACUGGGGCACCGCUCUUUUGGCCAAAAUGCCUCUGAAACAUUCACCCGGGAGAACUGUUGGCCUCAGACUUCACGAACCCAGACCGACGGUCAAGAAUGUCAUGAUGUAAUGUUUUUCUGCUGAGAGUGUUUUAUUUCUGCAACCCCUACCUUGAAAUCACUGUGGUUUACUUUGUAAUUGUGUGGUCCCCAUACUGUAUCCUCAUGCUGAAAAACAACUUGAAUCUGUUGGUCUAAAGCAACUGCACUUUACGCUAUUUACAACCGCUUGAAUGAUGAGAACUAUGUCAUUUACAACGUUAGAUUUAUCUUAAGAAACAUCUCCACUGUUGGCAUAAAAAUGGAACCUUUAACAGAGCAACCGUAUGUUAUCACCGUGAAACUGUAAAAAGAGCUGAGUGGAAGUAAGUGGUUACCUAAUUUGGGUGAGGGAAAUACCUACAAUAAAGCUUCAUAAUAUAUCUCCA